Messenger RNA from Babjeviella inositovora NRRL Y-12698, 3327 nucleotides. It is a transcript of the gene LMO1, whose product is annotated as Lmo1p. Gene Ontology annotation, cellular component: membrane. Bases 1 to 3327 code for a protein of 1108 amino acids. Lineage: Eukaryota; Fungi; Ascomycota; Pichiomycetes; Serinales. The record is from RefSeq and is a predicted model, not a curated record. The transcript is spliced from 3 exons.
AUGAACUCGCAAAGUAUCAAUAAUCACUUGAACCAAUUGCGCGAGAGCAAAACGGAGUUGGGCGAGAAAACCGCGGUCGAGUACCUCAAGAUCCUCAAGAAGAACCUCAGCGGGACGGACUCGCAGGAGCUCUCUAACUCGAUCUACUUAUUAGGCAAACUCUUGGAAAACACGUUGCCACCGACGCCGCAGCUCAUCUCGUUGUUUGACGACAAGUUCGACGUGCUCGUAAACCAUGCGCUGACCAAGACGGACAAGAUCAAAAAGUCGAUCAAUAUUAUCUGCCUCACGGCAGCUCAGGUGUUUAUCCAAUCGGUGGGCAGCGACGCCAAAGCGAUCUACCAUUUGAACAAGCUCUUCAAGAUUCUCCCGCCGUCAGACCUCAUCAUCGGAGCGAUGGACGAAAAGUUCUUUCUCAACUUGUUCAAGUGGCUUACCAAGACGCCGCUCGACGACUCCACUUACAAGUCUAUCAUUAUCAUCGGGUUCAAGGUGCUCGACGGGCAAUUACACCCACAGCCCACAAAUAUCUCCAAGCUGCAACCGCUCAAUGCCAUGUUGACCGCCAUCAUCCACACACCCAACUUCUUCCAGCCGUUGAACAACAAGUUGUUCAGUCAGGAUCACCGUAUGGUAGGCGCGCUCAUUGACUUCCUCCGUUUGUGCCUCCUCCGCGCGGUCGAUCAUCUGUCCACCAUGUUGAUCAAGGUGUACUCGGACAUGACGGCGGCGGGCGUGUGGGCCACGUUGUCAGAGCUCGUCGAGGAUAGUGACAAGCUGACCGAGCUUCACCACCAGCUCAACAACCUCAAGAUCGUGUUGGAAAAGACGAUGCGCAUCUUCGACAAGAUCCGUUUGGACUACGACAACGACAUCCACCGCCUCAUCCUCAAAGACUGCCUCGAGGUGCUCAAGGAGGCGUGGGGCUCGUCCGCCGACGGGCCCACCAAGAAGGACUACGUCAACUCCGGCUUCACCGAAAAGCCCCACGAGUACAUCCUUGCCAACUACACGGUGCUAAACGUGUUGGACCUUACGCAGUUCUUCCAACACUCGGACAAGACGUUCCGCAAGAUUUUCUCCGAGACGCUCUUGUUCAACAAUGACGAUUCGCACUUUCCUCUCGCACAAGCCAUCGUCGAGAUCUCCUCCUUGAUGUUGUCCAUCUUUGACAAGAACGGCCUGGGCGACAACCUCCUUGCGUGUGCGUCGCUGAUCACCAACUCGUACCGCCCGCGCUUCCACAACUUCCACGAAUUUGUCUUUUCCAAGCUGUCCAUCUACCACUACGCGCUCACCCAGACAUUGACUUUGUACAACAUUUCCAAGGCCACCGCCCUGGACUUGCGCACCAUUGUGUCGCUCAUCACGAUUCUUUACGAGUACUGUGACGAGACCAUCCUCGCGCGCGGGGGUCAGCUCUUCGUGGUUGACGAGCUCAAGCUCUUAAACGACAUCACCUACGACGAGUUGCGCAAGAUCCAGUUGGCUAAGUUCAAGAAACACAAGUUUGACUUGUGGAGCGGCGAGUUGGGCCAGUUCAACGAAAAGUUGUCUUCUGAGGUGUUUGACUUUGUCAGAGAGCAGCGUGUGUUGCAGUUAUUGAAGGGCAGUUGGGUGUUUGUUUCAAAUCCGUUGGCUAAAGCAGCGCCGCCCGCAUCCUCCAGCACCAUAGCCAGCUCGGUGACUGCCAGCGCGGCCUCCAAGAAGGCCCUGUACUACUACAUUGCCCUCUCGCCAGACCGUAAGCUCCUCUACUACAAGACCUACGACUUUAAAACCUCUAAUAAGCCGUCGCUUGACCUCAACACCCCCGGGGUCAAGGCCAUCGAGUUGAAGAACGUGUACAACGUCAAGACCCGUAAGAUCGAACAGGAGUCUGGCGUGCCAAUGGCCUCACCUCACUUGAUCAACAUUAUCAGUCGGACGUCCUACGAGUUGAUCAGCUUGUGGGGUCGUACAGCAACGGUGGCAUCUUCUGGGGCUUCGGUGAUGACCACGGGUACGGCUGGCUCCGGUGUCAAGCAGGAGAAGUUGUUGUUUGAGUUCUACGUUGACACAAAAGAGUCUUCUUUUGUGUGGGUGGAUGGCUUGCGGGUGUUGUGCACGGCCGGUGGCGUCACUGCCGGUGGUCACAGCUCCACCGCCGCCUCCACCGCCAACUCCGUGCGCAACUCUGUCAUUGCAGGUAUCAGCACCUACUCCGUGCCCGACACCGCCAACGAGUUAUCGGAAGACACCGCCAACCAGAUCUCCAUGUUGGAGGACUUGCGCAAGAACAUCCAGUUAUUGCAGUUGAAUGACGACGAUUUACCUGAGAGCGUGAGCGCCAAGCCGUUGGAUGACGAUGUAUACGACUUGGACGAGUUGAUGGCCUUGCAGAAGGCGGGGUAUUUCUACAACAAAUACCAGUCCUUACUACUACACAUGGACUUUAGCAUCUUUACAAAUGGCACGGUGCCUCAGAGCGAUGCCCAGUGCGAGCUUCUAGGCCCUACAUCCCUCAUCAUCCAAUCGCUUAUGGCGGUUGCCUCCCUCUCCACUUUGGUCAUCAAACGCCAAUACGAGACGCCCCGAAGGCCAUGGCUUAUCUGGUGGUUUGAUAUCCUGAAACAGUUGUGUGGGUCCUGCUUGGUCCAUUUUGUGAAUCUCUUUGGCAGCGUUUUCCACGACCCAGACACCCCUAUAUCUGUAAGACUGGUUCUCUUUGAAGGGCGAAAGAAAAAGUCCCGGGGAAAACCGGUUUCAGGUCCGGUUGCCGGGGAUGAUGAUCCCUGUGAUUGGUACUUUCUCAACACACUCUUUGACACAACGGUGGGGGUGUUUGUUCUCUACCAAACAUUGAAGCUCAUCUACUAUCUCUUAUACCGGUAUCUACCGCAAGAGCAGCACGCGUCCAUAACCUCGGGACAGUACGGCUCUCCCAAGCCGAGGUUCUCGUGGUACAUGAAACAGUUGUCUGUCUACUGCUCCGCGGUGCUCAUGACCAAGUUCAGCAUUUUCAGCAUGUUGCUUGUGUUUCCCGGGUUGAUCGAGUUCUUUCUGCUCUGGUGCUUAUGGUGGCUAGACGGGCUUUCAGGCGAUGUGCGUGUGUUCUUUGUGAUCUUGGUAUUUCCUAUGAUCAUGAACGGUAUAGGAUACAUCAUUGUGGACAACAUGAUUUCCAGCAAGUUUUAUCCAGAGGAGGAUGAGGAGCGCCGUGACGGAACCGCUAGAGAGACCCGUGCGUUGCUAAGAGAUAAGAGCAGGUCAGCGCUGACAACUGUGUAUGGGUCCGUGUCUCCAAAUUGGAGUGGGGAGGGAGAUACUUUUACAAGCAAUUUAUGA